UCGCACUUCGAUCUGGUCACGACAUGGGAUGUGGGAUGGAGACGACAAAGCAUUGAGGGGCCGGUGAGAGCUGGGUCGGUCUAGGCAGGGCACGGGGUUGAGUGGGGUAUGAGCACUGAGACAAGCGAAUCGUUGUCGGGUUUUGAUGCACAGUCUUGGCGCCCAGAUCUCAGUCCUUUGGGCGCAUUAGCCGCCAUCCUCUGAUGUCUCGUCGGGCCGUCACCGAACUCGUACAGUCCCGUCUGCACGAGUAUUGUACAUAUGGAUGUAGUGUAAUUUCAACAAGCGCGGUGUGAAUGACUGGAGUUGUCUGUCAAUGGAAUGUGAACUCCAAAAGAAGUUGCUCAAUUUGGCGUCAGGGACUGCUGGUCCUUGCGAUAUGUGGGGUACGGGUUCCUACCUAGACCUGUGGUAUCAAAAGCCUAACCUUAAAGUUACACCCAACCUAUUUCACCUCCACUGCUCCUUGACCGACCACCUGCAGACCAAGAGCAUCGUGCGGCCCAUAACGUUAGGACUCACAGCGAGGGAGCUAAGAUCCAUGUGCCUUUGGGCGCCCAGCGCCGUCAGCACCUUGGAGCCCAAGCUAUUACAGGGGCCCCGAGGAACGGGAAGAAAAGGCGGGGCAGGGGAAGGUCGCAUUAGGAUUCGCAAGGCAACGAAGACCGCACAAAGGCACAACUCGCCAGAAACGAGGCUGCUGUCGGGGCUCGUGACACAGAGAUUGCAGGUUCUGAACAGAUUUCUGUUGAAAGAGAAGACAGCUUCAUCUCGAACCCCUCAACACCAACUCGCGUAGCUCCUCCAUCGCGGGCAAUACUAAGCCACCAUCCUUUCUAUACCACCCACCUGUUGGUGAGAGUUUUUGAAGCUGUCCCAGACAACCCUCGUGUACAAUUUAUGCAUCGGAUACUUACCUAAACCUGUUUCCGCUGUUUCGCUUAGCGGCAG
Canariomyces notabilis is the source of this 951-nucleotide messenger RNA. RefSeq lists its product as uncharacterized. NCBI's taxonomy places the organism in Eukaryota, Fungi, Ascomycota, Sordariomycetes, Sordariales, Chaetomiaceae. The coding region runs from base 317 to 799 and encodes 160 amino acids. The record is from RefSeq and is a predicted model, not a curated record. The transcript has a single exon.